Molecule: messenger RNA, 5616 nt
Organism: Mycena citricolor
Lineage: Eukaryota; Fungi; Basidiomycota; Agaricomycetes; Agaricales; Mycenaceae
Source: the annotation of a GenBank genome assembly
UCAGAGCCGUCUAGCCUGCUUGUCUCCUGAGUCCUCCACGGCCAGUCAAACUAGUGGUCUCUACCUACCACCACCAUGGCGGCCCGUAUCUUCAAACCUAGCAUGCGUGCUGCAGUGCUCCGCCCGCAAAACAGCAUCGUACCACGAACACGACGAUGGCAGAGCACGAAGGUGCCCGCGUACCAAGGACACAUCCCCAUCAACUGGUUUGAGAACGGCGUUCUGGCUGUCGGCUCUGCAUUCAUGGCUCUUGCUAAUCCGCGUCGCGGUGAUAUGGUCGCUGCUCUGGGCGAAACAACAGCAGGCCCUGCUCUACCCCGUCUGCGAGACUAUAUGCUUUCCAGCCCCGAGGGCCGCCGCAUCCUCAAAGACCGACCACGAAUCAACUCUGAUACAGUGGACAUGGACAAGCUCGCGCAGAUGCCUCAAGGGUCCCUCGGGAGAACAUACAUUACGUGGCUCGAGCGCACUGGUGUGACUCCGGAUACACGAGAACCCGUGCAUUACAUCGACGAUCCGGAGCUGGCGUAUGUCAUGCAGCGCUACCGGGAGUGCCACGACUUGUACCACUGCAUCGUCAACCUGCCCGUCAGCGUCGACGCCGAAAUCGCCGUCAAGUACUUCGAGUUCGUCAACCUGGGGCUUCCGCUCGCAGGCCUCUCGGCGCUCUUCGGUCCGCUCCGCCUCAAGCCGGCGCAGCUGCAGCGUCUUGUGGCAGAGUACAUACCCUGGGCGCUGCGCUGUGGGGGAAGCGCACGAUGCUUGAUCGAAGUUUACUGGGAAGAGCGCUGGGAACAGGAUGUGCGGCAGGUCAAACACGAGCUGGGGCUCUGGGACGCCCCCGAGAUGAGGUGGCGGAAGCCCUUGAAGGAGGCCCAGCUAGCAGCAGAGAAACGCAAGGCUGCGGAGGGUGUAUCUCCCUGAUAUCACGUUUGUUCUGAAAUGAAAUGCUCUGAUGUGUCUGACAAUGGCAAAUGAAGUUCACGAGGCGUCAACUCACAAACUACCAUUGGCUUCGUGGAGACGUCCUCCGUGAGGCUUGCUCUAUAAGGUCUAAACUAAGGGCCUGCCAAGUCCUCACGGUGGAGCUAGAAUUCCAACACAGCAAGGAUCGGUAUUUCGUCAGGACUGCUCAGGGCCCUUGUAGCGCAGGAUGUGCAUCGUCUCCUGGGGGAAUCGUUAGUUGACUGGAUACCACCGCCCCUAGGGUGCAUUUUGCUGAGACCCCGAUCCUGAACCUCUCCUCGUUCUGAGUGAAUCGGGGUUUCUGAGUUGAAAGAUGUCGUCCUCGGGCCGCGCUGCAAUUGAGAAUUGAGCCCUCAUUCAUCUUGCGGGCCGGAACCUGGGUGUAAUUUCCGAAUCCGCUAUUUGUGCCGGUCCUUCUUACCGAUUCACAGUGAAAAAAGAUAGACUAUAGCGAAUCAGAGAGAGCAGACGCUCAGGGAAGCGCAAAAGAAGGUUCGCGAAUCUGUCGUACCUAUUCAAAGACGCGAAUAUUCCCCAGAAUGACACACGUUGCAUCAUGUAUGUGCCCCAUGUCACAUGGAAAAACAGGGAUUUAAUCGAUUAUCUGCGAUAACGAACAGCGAGAACGCGGGGUCGCAGAACAGAUGACGCCUGGCAUGACCCUUCUCAGCUCCACGCGCGCGCUAUUCUCUGCGACGCUCGUCCUCGCCAUCGUCCUCGCUACCGUCAGACUCUGCACCGCUCUCUGAAGAGUCAUCCAAGACUGUUAGUGUGCGAUCAGUCACUUUGAUAGAAGGGGGGAGCUCAGGGACGGCGUACUGGGUACCCUCCAGGCCAUGGAGUCGGUUUCUCCUGCUCUGAGCGUUGUCAUUGCGAGGGGACCAACAAGGCCGGCGCGGCGGGUGUGUUUCGGGGACAGCACUUGGUCGGAGUCCUGUGGUACUAAGCAAUCGAGCAUCGGGUUGAUGCCUGUCGAAGCUGAGUCAAGGCCGGCAUCGUCUUCGAGUAGAGGGCUCGGAGGAGGAAGAGGUGAGGGCCGGGUGCUGGUGUUAUAGAGGUCGUAGAUAUCCUCCACCUCUUCUGACCUGAGACGAGUCGGUGCAUCCGACAGACAAUGCGGGAGGAAGACGUACAAUAGUGGCUCCGAAUCCGAGCCAGAGUCCUCAGCAGAGUCAGAGACUUCGUCCUCGUCGGGGAACCUGAAGAUCAGGGGGUCAAUUAGUAGCCCCGUGAUGGGCGCGCGAGUGCAGCACUCACUCAAGGAUCGCGUCGUCCCUAUACGAAUACGCAUGGAUAAAUUCAUCCAGCUGGUCGUCGGAGUCGCUGCAGUCACCCAUGAGUGGAACCGGAGAGCUCAUGUGCCAGGUAGAUACGCGUGGUGGGUGUACCCUCCUUCUCACGAAGUCAUCACUCGAUAGCUUGGUCAGUACCAUUUAAGACCUGUGAUUCACCAAAUGCGAUCUGCUUCGCUGCCGUCUUCCGGCUUUAUCCCUGAGCGGUGAUUGCGUGUCCCACUGGCUACGCACGGCCCAUUGAUGCGAGGGUGCGGGCUAGUGUGCCGAAUUGAAUGAGAGCUUCAUAGAGGGUGUGGAAGGUUAUAUUGCGUUGUCUAGAAGAUGUGGAGAUGAAAUUUCCGCUUCCGGUAAGGUUGGCUUAGAGCUGGAUUCAUGAAAAGCAAGGUCGCCAACAUGAAUAGCAACGCGAGCCAGGGUGCAAGGUGAAGGCUGGAGACUCGAAGAUCACGAAAUCAGGCUGACCUGAUGUCACCACCUGUGACUCUGUCUUCCUUUGACGUCAAUGCUGCGUUGUUCACUGCGGCCCUGUGGACGCGUUUUUCGUGGCAAGGGCCGGAUAUACUCACGCCCAUCAUCAUCAUAUUCUCAUAUACACCCGACAAUACGCGGAUAUGUCCAGAAACUCGAACUCCCGAAAUUCGGCGUCGAUCCAAACAACAUACGAAUUUUGGCGAAGCCAAUUGAAUUCCACUCUUUGCUCGUUGACAUGAUCAGCCGCGCAAAAUCGAGAAUAUUCAUCUCGUCAUUGUACCUUGGAUCAACGGAGUUUGACAUCGUGAUGGCUCUCGCUCAAGCCCUUCAAAGAAAUCCCCACCUGGAAGUGCAGAUGCUCUUCGACCUGAACCGGUCAACGCGUCCUGAGCCUCAGUCGACGGCGAAAUUACUCUUACCUCUCGUGGAGCAAUUUCCAGAUAGAGUUCAUGUAUCGUUCUUCAGGAGUCCGAGCUUGAGAGGAAUUCUCGCUCGACUAGUGCCCCCGAGAUUCAACGAAGGUUGGGGAACGUGGCACGCCAAGAUUUAUGGUGUGGAUGACGAGGUGAUGUUCAGCGGCGCUAAUUUGAACAAAUCCUACUUCACGGACAGGCAAGACCGUUACCUGCACUUCUCUUCGCAGCCGAUUUUAUCGAAGUUUUGUUUGGACUUCAUCAAGACGGUAUCCAGCUUCUCCUUCAAGCUGCAGACAGCGUCGUCAUCAGUCAUCGGGGAACAUUCAAGGAAAACACCGGACUACUCCCUGAUUUGGCCGGAAUCGUCGAUUCAUCCCCAUCAGAUCCACGAUAUGGCAGAAGAAGGGCUCUCUAGCCUUCAACAGACGUAUAUCCAACAUACUGCGAAAGACGACGUUUCCGACAAAGUCGUUCUUUUCCCGCUCAUGCAAGCCGGACAAUUCAACAUCCGAGAUGAAGAAAAUGCUCUCGCCGCAUUAUUCAACCAUCUGGAGAGCCACACGCCGGCAUCCCGGCCGAUCCUCGACCUGACCAGCGGAUAUUUUGGAUUAUACAAAAAAUACCGGCAACUCAUUCUCGACAGUUCGCUAGUCGAUUGUCGAAUUGUAGCUGCCGCUCCAUUAGCAAAUGGAUUUUACGGGUCGAAAGGUGUAUCGGGACGUAUCCCUGAGGGAUAUACUCUUCUGGAACAACGAUUCAUGGCCGCUGUCGCACGUGCCGGGAAACAGCCCUCCGUUCAGUUGAACGAAUGGCAUCAGGACGGAUGGACUUAUCACGCAAAAGGGAUCUGGCUUUCAGAGCCCAACGAGCCACCCAUGCUCACGCUCUUUGGCUCAACAAAUCUCAACUCGCGUUCAGCUCACAUAGACUCGGAGUUGUCCUUCCUCAUGCUCCCACCUGCCGGGGCUGAGGAACUCCGGAAUCGGAUGGGGGACGAGAUCCAGGGACUCAGGGCCCAUGCUGUCCCGUGGCAAGGUGCCGACAGAAAUGUUCGCAUUGGAACGAAGAUGCUGGUUGGCAUGGUGGGUAACAUGCUGUAGUAAGAUAUUACAUCGCGUGAUUAUAGGGGCAUUCUCAUCGCAAAAAUCACUUAAUUUGUCACUUAAAACCAAGUUGCUCUUCCAGCGUGUGGUUGAGUUUGUUGGGUUUGGAACCUGGUGGUAUUGCGGACUCCGGAGGAGCACCCAUCACCUGUGAUCCUGUGACUCCGUGACUUCACCCGUCACAUCCGUUACAUCACAUCUCUCCAUCGGUUGCCGCAAGGCCAAUCCACGCACUAAAUCGCGACUUGACCGCUAUCUGAGCAGAGAUGCCGCCCAAAAAGCAGCAGCAAUCGAGCUCCUCCAAAGUCAAAGAUGACAAGACCUUUGGCCUGAAAAACAAAAACAAAUCCGCCAAGGUCAAGCAGCAGGUCGCCAUCCUUCAGGCACAGGCGUCGAUCACGGGUAAAUCUCGAGAGACGUUGGCGAAGGAGAAGGAGAAGGACCUGCGCGCGAAGGAGAAGCUGGAGGAGGAGAAGCGGCGGAAGGAAGAGGCCGCGCUGCUGGGCUCCGUCCCGGUGCAGAAGAUUCCCUUCGGCGUCGAUCCCAAGACCGUGCUCUGUGCGUUCUACAAGGCCGGGUCCUGUCAGAAGGGGAACAAGUGCAAGUUCAGCCAUAACAUGGACGUGGAGCGGAAGGUCGAGAAGAGGAAUUUGUACGAGGACGGCCGAGAGGAGAAGCUCGAGGAUACCAUGGAUACAUGGGACCAGGAAAAGUUGGCACAGGUCGUUCUGUCGAAGCAUGGAAACCCGAGGACGACGACAGACAUCGUUUGCAAACAUUUCAUCCAAGCCAUCGAGGACCAAAAAUUCGGCUGGUUUUGGGAAUGUCCAAACGGUGGAGAGACGUGCCAAUAUCGUCACGCUCUCCCCCCUGGCUUUGUCCUGAAAUCGCAGCGCAAAGCUGCCGAGGAGGCCGCUAAAGCCAAUGUCAUCAGUUUAGAAGAAUUCCUCGAAGUGGAGCGACACAAACUCGGCACGAAUCUCACACCAGUCACACCCGAAUCAUUCGCGAAGUGGAAGAAGACGCGGAUGGACAAGAAAGAUGCCGAGCAAGAGGCCCUCCGUAAGGCGAAGGAGUCGCAGCAUGCCGCCGGCAAGAACACCGGAAUGAGUGGAAAGGACUUGUUCGACUACAACCCGGAAUGGUUUCUGGACGACGACGACGAACCGGAAGACGAUUGGGACUUGGACAAAUAUCGCAAAGAGAAGGAGGACGAAGAUGCUGCGGCAGAGGCAGAACGACUUGCACUUCUUGGUCUCGAGGAUGGGGGUGGAGACUGAUCCAGCACUUGAAUGUAAUACAUAUGCAGACAGUGUUUGCCAAGGCCAUUCAGAUCCUUCGACCACUUCGGUCAUCAUUAUAUUU